Vespa velutina is the source of this 4008-nucleotide messenger RNA. RefSeq lists its product as uncharacterized. Gene Ontology annotation, cellular component: external side of plasma membrane; signaling receptor complex. The transcript is spliced from 5 exons. NCBI's taxonomy places the organism in Eukaryota, Metazoa, Arthropoda, Insecta, Hymenoptera, Vespidae. Gene Ontology annotation, biological process: nervous system development. The record is from RefSeq and is a predicted model, not a curated record. Gene Ontology annotation, molecular function: signaling receptor activity. Bases 1207 to 2163 code for a protein of 318 amino acids.
UGAAGAGGGGUCGAAAGAAGCAGGGGUUGCGCGCGCGACGCCGCAGGUAUCGCGCGCAGGAGCCAUCAUGUGCCGACGCCGGCAGGUUGUGGUGGUGGUUGAAGGUGAAGGGUGGAGGGGGUUCUCGAACGGCGGUUCUCCCUCGUACGCUCAGCGGAGCCGUCGUCAUUGGGCGUCGGGACGUCGCGACGACGCUCUUUUCCUCUCUCUUUCUCUCUCGUAUACUAUUAACACGCGCGUAUACACUUACUUGUCCUCUCUCUCCCUCUCUCUCUUUCUCUCUUUUUAUCUUCCUCUCUCCUUUUUUUCUUAUACUCAACCAGCCUGUUUCUCCUGUUCUCGAACGAAGGCGAUCGCGCGCGCGCUCGUUGAACGUUUCCGCGCGCGGAUAAUCGCUCUGUGCCGUGUCAGUUCGCGAAGAGCGUUCGCCAGUGCACGCGCGCACGUCAAUGCACCGGUGCAUCUUCGGCUCUUUAUCUUUAUCUCGAAGCUGUGUGUCAUAUAUAUAUAUAUAUAUGUAUAUAUGUAUGUAUAUACAUAUACACAUAUCUAUCUGCAUAGAUACACAUAGAUAAACUACGUAUAUUAUACCUCUUAUAGUUCUACUCGGUGGUGUCUUACGUAUUUUAAUUCGUAUAUAAAGCAUCGAAUAAACACGAGCCUUUCUGCGUUUUGCGUUCGGUGCGUCUGUCAGUGCAGCAAAGUUCGCGCGGGCUUAGAUCGUGUGUGUGCGCGCGCGCGCGCCCGCGUGCCCGGCCCCGUUCAUCCGCGUGCAAUUUUCUUAAACUCGUGCAAAGGCUCGCGCGCGAUUUUCUCGAAUUGGUGUAUUGGAAAUUAUUGAUAAAAUAAUAUAAUAGCCGAUCGUUCGAUUAUGAUCGUCGAUUUUUGUAAGGAUCGGUGCCGGUGAAUCAUCUAAUGGGAGGGAAAAGUCUUCUUCUCGAGUUCGUUAAGAACUAUGCCAAUUUUCGCUUAGAUAGUCCUUUGGACAUCGGCGAUAUAUCGUGACAAGUGGAGGAGGACGUAUCGCAGGAUGGGACGGACGACGUUGCGAGGAUCGAGCGACGAAGGACAGAUCGUUGUUGUCGCCGUCGCCGUCGUCGCCGUCGUAGCCGUCGUCCUCGAGAGGAGACAUUCGAGAUUCGAAGAGAGGAUUGCGACCUGGAAGUUCUUCGGGAGCGGUUGAAACCAUUUGCGAGAAGUUUACGGAUGAAGCUCGUAAAAGAAGCUAGAGGGAAAGAAGAAGGAGGUGGAGGUGGUGGUGGUGGAGGAGGAAGUGGAGGAGGAGAAGGCGAGGAUCACCUUCCGAGAGGAAGGACGAGAGAACGAGUCAUGUCACAUGUCGUUCCUAUGCUUUUGCCACGUUUCGCGCCAAUCGCCAAGCUAUUAAUCGCGGCGAUCCUCGUGCUUUCCUGUUGUGCUAAUCGUUUCGCUCGUGCUAGCGAAUUCCCCGAAAGAGAAUGCUGCGUCUUCCCUUUACCCGAACCAACCGGAAGAUCCACGGCCGCGCCUAUACCAACCGGCAGAAGUGGAUCCGAUAUCAAAAAGGGUGUCGCUAUAUUGAAUUGCCUCUACGCUCGUCAACUUUGUUUCGAGGAUCCAUCCUGUAGUGCCAUUCUCGAAAUUAUUCCACGUGUCUGCGGUCCAGAAUUAGUGGCUUGUUCAACGGUGACGGUGACAAAGUGUCGUUCAGCACUUCACAGUUUGCAAGCUUUCUCGUUCUUUCGGCCCACGUGUCUUUGUAAGGAACGGCACGUCGAUCCAGACUGCAAUAGUUUCCAGAAUUUCCUCUUCGAUCAUCCCUGCAUCGACGUACAGAAGAAAGAAAAAGAACAGCAUCCAAUCGAACCUUUACCAACGUGCACCCAUGCCAUGAACGAGUGUCUACGAGGGAAGCCGUGUAAUCAGGUCUUCGAGAACUUCAAAAACAGCUGUAAAGCACGAGAGGGCAAGUGCAGAAUGGAGAGUCGAGAUGCUUGCCAUGACUCUUGGACGCAACUUCGAUUGUCACCGGUCUUUGGUUGUAUAUGUCCAAACAAUCACAUAAAGAAACGAUGCGACAGGAUCUUCUCAUUGGUCAAUCAUAAUCCUUGCGUCGGUGAGUAUAAGAGACAGCGAGUGUGCCAGACUGUGAGAGUGACUGAGAGUGGAAGAGUGUUGAGAUGAGACGUAGCAGAUUCGAUCGGUAGGUCGAACAGUCCUCUGCAUUUGUUCGUCAUUGCUUAAACGUACGAGUAUUUCCAUUUAUAUUCAAUAUAUACAUAUAUUAAAAACAUUAUUAAUAAUUGAUAUUAUUAAUGAAAAUAAAUAAAUCGAAUUUAUUGUUAACUGUAUUCCUAUAAGAUACUCUUACGUUGAUGAAUCUGUGUUAUUGCGUAUAUUAUACUGAUAAACAAAGGAUCAUUAUGAUUGUUAUUAAAACUUUAUUUGUUAAUGAUUGCAUUAUAAACUAACAUUAAAAACAUAUUAUUAAUAUUUAACGCAAUCAAAAUGAUCUUUUAUUUACGGUUGUUAAAUCGUUUUAAAUCCAGUUUAUUUUCUUGUACGUUGAAUCGAGUGAACAUCGUUGCUCGAUGAAUGAACGAGUAUAAAAAUGAUUAUAAUAGCACCUUGUGAAAGUCGACUGUUGGUGUUGUGAAGUAAAUUGGAUGACGAGUUUUUCUUUCGUCACGUUGUUUUACGAGAUUACAUCUUGUGUCUCUAUGUAUUUGUAUCAUGUAAAAAUUUCUACUUUUUUUUCUCUCUCUUUUUUCUUUUUCUUUGUUUUUAUUUGAUCGAUGUAUGCGUCGAAUCGAAACGCCUUGUUGAUCUUGGAUUAAAAAGCAAAAUGCGUUCAUGAAAUUCAUUUAAUUGAGAAUAGUAAUAUUUAGUCUAUAAUUUUUUCCAAAUUGAGAAGGAAAGAAAAAAGACAAAGAGAGAAAAAGUAGGAGCAAAGCAAUUACUUUUAACGAUAUUGCUGUAUUUAGAGCUCGCGAGACGUCGUUAUAGCGUUCUUUGGAUAAGCUCCUUUUUCCCUAAUUAAUCGAAAACUUACGCUAUUAAAACGUAAAUCGGGUUUUCAUCGCGUAGACGAUUGAGUCUUAAUUUCAUUACAAAAUUCUUUACUCGGAAUGAUAUUUUUACAUUUUCAAUAAUCUUUAAAAAUGCUUUUCAAUUUAUUAAAAAAAAGAAAUUUUUUGAAAUAUUAUAAUUUUGAACGAUUUCUUAGAAUGAUACCACGUGCAUUCAAAAUUUUAAUAUUCGAUGCACAUAUGUAAACGAAUGACACGUGGAUUUGACAUGUUUGCUUAUCCAGGAUCGACGACGUUUCAAAUAUUUCUGCCUCGCAAUGGUAAUUUUAUUGGCAUUGUCAAAACACGAGCGUACGGUUACGCGCGAAAAGCAAAGAAAAAAUAAGAGGAAAUGAAAACGUAAGUAAGUAAGUUGCAAAUAUCACACACAAGGGCAUGUGUGACCUAUGUGCAAAUGUUUAUUAUCUGUGUGCGUGUCUGCGGAACGACUUCGCACUGUGCCGAUGAAAAAGCAGCGGCAAAGCAGCUUAAACGUCGCAAUAUAAAUGUUGCAUAUUUUAGCGAGAUCACAUUUAUGAAGUUUUCAGUGAUUACGAAGUAAUGAGAUUAUCGAAGAAAAAAAAAAAAAAAAAAAAGAAAAAAAACCAGUAGGAUCAUUCAUCUCUCCGUAUACUUUUUUUUUUAUAAUUAUUUUUGUAUUAAACUUGAUUAUCAGUUGAUCUCAAACCCGCAAAAAUAGCCUGUUGUUGUAUAGGUAUAUAUUGUGAUUAUAGAUAGUUAAAUUAUUUAUUUAAUUUGAAUUUAAUGAUUAUUAUCCGCCUUUUAUUUCUUUUUUUCUUUCAAUAUGAAUUCUUAAAGUAUCUCAAAUUCUUAAGUAAACGAGGAAAGUAAAAGGUAAGUAAAUUUCGGGAGAGCUUUCAGUUAAAAAUCAUUAUUUCGAACGUCGGUAAUAGAAAAAAAAAAAAAAAAAAAAAAAAAAAAAGAAUGGGAAAGUAUAAUA